Molecule: messenger RNA, 3144 nt
Organism: Priapulus caudatus
Lineage: Eukaryota; Metazoa; Priapulida; Priapulimorpha; Priapulimorphida; Priapulidae
Product: polycomb group RING finger protein 3-like
Biological process (GO): regulation of transcription by RNA polymerase II
Cellular component (GO): PRC1 complex
Source: RefSeq, a predicted model, not a curated record
CCAUGCCAGCUGGGCACGAACGGUCAGUAAAAUUAAAGAAAAUCAACUUGAACAUUACGUGUUGGCUGUGCAAAGGUUACCUGAUUGAUGCCACAACCGUAACAGAGUGCCUUCAUACAUUCUUCAAGAGCUGCAUUGUGAUGCUGGAGGAAAACAACACGUGUCCUACGUGUGAGAUGGUGAUACAUCAGAGCCACCCACUGCAGUAUUUUAGAUUCGACAGAACAAUGCAAGAUAUCGUUUACAAGAUGGUACCAAAUCUUCAAGAGAAAGAGACGAAGCGUGAGCGGGAGUUUUUCCGGCGGCGAGGUCUGCCAUAUGUCAAGUCGCCGCCCCCUGGUGGAGGCAACGACGAAAUCCUGAUGAACCAACUGGCUGUCAACGACGGCAAAGAUAAGGAUUAUCACAGAAAAGACGAGCAGGUCAAUGUCUGCCUGCAGUGUACGAAAGGUUGCCAGCUAAAGGGAUUGAAGAAACGAUACAUCCGCGUAUCGUCGCACGCCACAGUGACGCAUCUCAAAAAGUUCGUCUCGAAAAAGCUGUUCAGCACCAUCGAUAAAUUCCAGGAUGUUGACAUUUUGUGCAAUGAAGAACUAUUAGGCAAGGACCACACACUUAAAUUUGUCUGCGUGACUCGGUGGCGGUUUAAGGAACCACCUUUGCUCUUGACAUAUAGGCCAAAAUUGGACAUAAGAAGUUAGAACAGAGCUUUAUAAAGAAGGUUAGCAAACCUUGCAACUGGAGAGUGAAUGUCAGGAAGUUGUGUAAAUACUGAAAGUGCCGAGUUGUGGCAGAGGUGUACCCAUAAAGUACUACCAACAUGAUAUAGCUAUAUCUGUACAUUAUUUGAUCAUAUUGCAUUACUUUUUUUUUAAAGACAUGCUAAUUUAUUAGGAAGAAUUGUUAUAAAUGAUCAUGUUACCAUAAUUAUUGCCAGGAGAUAGAUGAGUGAUAGUCCCCUAUUAUCUUACUCCUCGUUUUACUAUUUAAAGAUGAGCACGAGAGAAGUGAUUAAUCGUCCUUUGGUUUGUUAGCCCAUACUAGUCCCAGAGACUAAACAUUUUUACUGGCUUUUUUCUAUCGCCACUUGUCUAUAAUGUGGAAUGGUGUCAAGGAACGUGCAUGGAUAUGGUCAGAUGCACGUGUAAGGAAAUACAAAUGUGAAUUUAGUUGGACUUCCGCAAGGUAGCGGCGACCCCUUUCGUGAGCGUACCCAGGCCGACCCAACCUGACUGGGACUGAUCCAGGCUAACCUUACCCAGACUGACCCGACUGAGACUGAUCUAGGCUAACCUUACCCAGACUGACCUGCAUGAGACUGAUCCAACCCCUAAUGACCUGAUUUAGAGUGACCAGCCAAUAGUCACCUGUGUCUGUUGGCAGCAGGUCGUUGUCGUGUCGAACCUCUAGACAUACUGUACUCACCGUUCGACCUGACUUUUCUUUAAUGCGCCCAUGGGGUGUCUCACUAGUCACCGAUGCCCUGAGCGUAUUUAGACCUCACACCCGCGUUGGUCGUUUCACGUUGGUGAGAUCGUGUAACAGUUACCGGGUACGGCCACCCACGUGGCGCGCUGGGAAUGACUGGUGACGGAGGCGGCAGGUAUCUCAUCGUAUGGCUACGACACUCCUGCACUAGCCAUCAGUUGGAUCAGCUGAGAGCUUCUCUUUGAACUGCAUCUUGAAGGUCGUGGAACUAAGUGGACCAGAAUGCUUCUAAGCUCAAUAUGUGAGCUGGCUUGAUGUGUUCUAUCCAUGGUGAUUUCUAUGCCAUUCGAUGGGAGAGCUUUAGUAAUUUCGUUGCACAAGAAUGAUCGUCUGUCUAUAGUGAUUGGUUACCAACUGAAAAUCCAGAUUCGUUCGAUAUUCCCCUACUGUAGAUCAGAUUCCCUUCGUCGUAAGUCCAUAAAUUCGUCGUGAUAACGCACGUUUAUGAGUUAAAUUAAUGUCCUACAACUCCAUGCAUUAGCGAACGCGUGCAAGACAGGUUGUGAACCAUCGACAAGCAAGUAAUAGGGGAUUCCGAGGAAAUGCACAUAUAUUUUUAAGAUACGUGUCCGUGUCCCUUUUUCUGCAAGCGCAAAAUCAAGGGUCUACUAUGGAAGAAGGUGAGGAGUGGUAUUAUUUUUUAAGGCCACGAGCAGCCCUGCACUGUCAUGGGGAAGGUGGGGGGGGGGCUUCAUGCAUGUAGCCGGUCCCCGUCUCGAUAAAGCGUGACCGCCACAAGAUAUUAUGAGUGGUGGCACUAGAUUGCUCAUAGCCAUAACAGUAGUUUCAGUGACGCCAUCAGGCUAGGUAUGAAACACUAAUUGUGUUGGCUGUAAUAUACCAAUCAUGUUUGCUUACCAUAGACCAUUAAACCAUGUUAGCUGAUGUACAUAAAAACUGUUGAAUGACUUUGUCAUUUUAGUUUACUGGUAAAUAGACAGGAAUAAUUGAUUUGUGCACUUUGAUUUAUCAGUAAACCUCUGGAUGUACCUCGAUGCUUUCUACUAACAUCAUCUUUGUAAGUCUGUAUAUUGUGUAAAUAGUUUUGAAGAAUAUAACAUGGUGUUUUAGAAUCGAUUCGUCUUCUGCUUUAAAAAUUAAACAAUAACCGCAUGUAAAUUAUUGUUCAUUGUUAUUCUCAAGACAUUGACAAAACAUGAUAUAUAAUAGGAUCUUCAAUAAACCAACUGGAGAAAAUUCUGAAGCAAUCAGAACUUCACUUUCCGAAAAGUGUAGUUAUAAAAAGUUAUUUUAAUACGACCACGCCAUAUUGCACGAACAUUGACAACCAAGAAGUAUAUAAACCCCAUGUGACAUGAUUUCCUACUAAAUAACAAAUAAAACUUCUUAAACACAACAAUAUUUAUCAGUCCGUGAUUCCGUGAUUUUGAACAUUGGGUAGGUAGAUAGACAUACUCUCCAUCACUGUUGCUGGAAAACUCGAUACAGUGCGAAGGCAACAUCAAAAAGAGUUUCCAAUUGAAAUUAGUUGUCAGCUCCUAGAAAUGAACACAAUUGUACACAAAUACACAACAAAGAAUUCCACGAUUUUACAAGAUAACAAGACGUAAUUUUGACAAUGUUAGUGGGUUCACAAUCAUUCAUCCCAUUAUUUACAAGAACAGUAAAAAACAUUCAACCAACCAGGCGUGUAAA